Molecule: messenger RNA, 2830 nt
Organism: Oreochromis niloticus (Nile tilapia)
Lineage: Eukaryota; Metazoa; Chordata; Actinopteri; Cichliformes; Cichlidae
Exons: 4
Coding region: 2021-2797 (258 amino acids)
Source: RefSeq, a predicted model, not a curated record
CAGAGUGAGGAUAAAACACAUAAUAUAAGAAUAAUAACAUCUCGUAACAAGAAGAAGGUUUUUUUAAAUUAAUUAAUUUUAGUUUUUUUGUUAAAUUUUAAGAACUGUUUAACAAACACUUGUUUGUGCAGGUUGUUUUUUAACUAUAUCCUACACCUGCAGCUCUGUUUAACUUCUCACUUUGUGAAAAAUUAAUGAAAUCUAAAAAAGGCCACCUUCAAAUAAAUAAAAUGCAGCAGUGCACCAUUAAUAUUAUAAAUAUGAUAUGUAGAUAUUUAAAACAACAGCAUAUUAAAUGAUAUUGUGUGCAGAUAAUAUUUUUAGGAAGCAGAAUUUGAAUGCAGACCAACUCAAAUGUUGAAGCCUACAAAUAUAUCAUCCAAGCUUUCAUUUAUGAUUGUUCAUGCUUUGAAAUUGUGAUGUCAGAAUUUGUGCAGUGCUAGGUGUAGCAAAACAUUGCUUAUUAAAUCUACUGUGUAAUAGCACCAAACUAAUAGAGCUAUCACAUAACUGAGAAAGUUGUGUGGCUUAUUACAAAUGGAUGAAACCACAUAUUACCUUAAUGAAGACAGUAAUCUUUAAUAAGGUGUAGAAAAAAAGAGGUGAGUUGUUUGUUGCUGUGGUAAACAAAGAAGUGUACUGAAUCUUUUGGACUACACAGAGUUAUGUAGUAUUGACUCUGAUGCUGAUUUGAGUUGUCUCAUUCUGUAUUUUUGUGCUUUGUCUUUUGUUACACAGAAUGAAAGAGAUCUUUGGUUUUGCCUUUGCUGACUGCUGAUCUGAUCGUCUCAAGUCUGGUGACCUGCUGCAGAAAACCCUCUCCCUCUAUCGUUGACAAGCCAUUAACAAGCAAAUUCAGUCUGUCCUAUCACUCUCCCUCUCCCUGCUCCAUCUUUUUUGACAAGCCAUUCUAUCUUCUAUCAUUUCUCCGCCAUGAGCUCUAUCUAAUUUUGACAAGCUUGAACCUGUGUUGACAAGAAAUCUAAGUUUGACAAGAAACCAAGUUUGACAAGAAACCAAGUUUUUGGAAAUUGAAGUUACCACAACUUCGUCGAUCUGUUUUCAGAAAUCUGAGAGAUCUCUGCUCUCACUGCUCCUUCUUUCCUGUUGUUAAACUCUCUCAUAUCUACUAAUUUUGCUGGAAAUUGCAAGUAGAAAGUUGAAUAUACAGUAGUAGAAUUACAGUACAGUAGAUUUUACAGUACAAACUACUUACACAGCCCCACAUUUAUAGUUUUGACUUGGCAUUACAUUGAUAGUGCAAUUACUUUGAUAAAUUAUAUAAAAUAUACACAUUUUUAAAGGCUUAUCUGUAACGAGAUAAUUGGUUAUUUUGUAAUACAUACAUUCAGGCUGCUGUAUUCACAUAAAUAUUAAAUCAGAUCCGAAUACAUUUUUCAAGUCUGUUUCAUUGACUAUAACAUUUGACUACAGUAAGUUAUAUAUAAAUACUAUUGUUAUUCAAACCCAUUUCUAUUACUCAGUGUAAGUGUUCAGUCACAAUUGUCAUUGAGAAGCUGCCCUGAGGUCCCAGACUUCCUGUUUCCUGACUGCUGCAGAACAUCCAGCUGAAGAAUCCUCAUCGCCUGUCAUCUGAUCACCGCACCACCACAGCUCCAUAUAGUUGAUUUAAGUUUUAGAUAUCUGAAAGAUUUACAUAAAAUCUAUUUAAGAGCCAGAAGUUUUAUUAUAUCCUGUUGAUUGUUGUGAUUUCUAAAUAUCCUGUUACAGAAGUAUAGAUCUAAUCAUUAACCAGUCUGGUUAAAAAAUACAGUUUCUGAAAAAGCUACAAUAAAACUGACCCAAGUGUUUUCAGAGAACUUUGAAUAUCUUUAAUAUUGAGUUUGGAUUUAAGUCAGCCUUUUACAUCAUUUACAUAUCCAUAAGAACAUUUGAAUAAUUUUGCAUUUCUCAGAUUUGAUAGCAAUUUGAAGACUUAAAAGUUUUUCACUCUUUCCAGAUUGAGUUUUGUUUAUAUUUGUGUAGAAAUACACAUAAGGUGUAGUUUGUACUUAACAAAAUGCCAAGGAAAGGUCAAAGGUCGCAGUCUCAGAAGCUUAGACGCCAAAAGCAGAAAGAGCAGGUAAAUGUGUCUCAGAGUGGUGAGCAGGUAAAGGUGUCUGUCACAACUUUUUCCAGUCCAGAAGUGCAGAGUAGCGUUCAGACAGCCGCAGUAUCUUAUGCAGAUGUGGUAAAGCGAGGUGUUCGUUCAGUGUCUGUGCCAAAGGCUGAAGUGCAACAAGUAAGACAGACUAAACCCCAGGUAACUGUGCAAAUGCAACAUGAUGGAGAAACUCCAGGACCAUCUCAUGUACAGGUUACAAACAGAGAAAGUCGUCCACGAGUGAGCAGCGUUUGUGCGUCCCGAAGCCAGGCCUCUCCUAAGUAUGGAAAGUACCGGAAUCAGCAAUGCAUGGCUAACAGUUUGGUUUUCCUAUCAUUCUUGCAUGAGGAUGAAUUCAUUACGAGAGCAGAUCUUAACCGUGUGUUGGACAAAGGCCAUGCCGUGUAUUCAGAUGCCAGAAAGAGGUUUGUGAACAGCGUGUUUCUAGCCUGCGAUGAGCUUCCCACAGUGGUCACCAGCCGCGGACACGAGUAUCAAGUGGACAUGUCUCAGUUUGCUCGUUACGGCACAUUCGAUGGUACAGAUCAUCUUCCGAGCCUUGAACAGGGACUACAGUGUUUGGCUUCAGAGUUUCGCUACGCUUUGCUAGUCAUGGGAGGAACAGUCAUCGCAGUUUGCAGGCUGACUUCAGGUGAAUACGCAUACUUUGACCCUCACCCACGACUUGGAUGAGAAAAAGAUUUACGCCAAUCCCGAGGUAACUGC